Messenger RNA from Naegleria lovaniensis, 951 nucleotides. RefSeq lists its product as uncharacterized. Lineage: Eukaryota; Heterolobosea; Eutetramitea; Acrasida; Naegleriidae. The record is from RefSeq and is a predicted model, not a curated record. The transcript has a single exon. Bases 1 to 951 code for a protein of 316 amino acids.
AUGAAGAAAUUAUUUGCUUCUCGUUCCGAUGCUGACGCUGCUGAUCUUGUUGGAUCUGUCGAACAAACCAUGAUGUGUAUGACUAUUGAUGAAGUAAAAAAAGAGUUGGAAAAGAAUGUCCUCUCCAUGCAGGUGAUGGACACUCGAUUAACGACCAGUGAAGAAGAGGAUAAUGACAUUAGUUUCAAUUAUGAUGUCAUUGGAAAAGAUACUCCUAGACUGGUCGGAAAGACCUAUGUCAAUGGACAAAAGAUGAGCAAUGUCUCUCACUUUAUUGUCUCUUUGAUUGAUUUGAUUUUGAAUCGAGGAAUGCCCAUUGAAGAUGAAAAGAAUAUUUAUGGUGUCAAUGUUCAUUCGUAUUAUCAAAAUUUAUAUGCUCAAAUGACUGCCAAAAUCAAGAAGGAGAAUAUUGUCAUGGAAGAUCACGUGUCAUUGACUUCGUUUUUGAAAGCCUUGUUCAUGGUUGGAAAUCCUGUCUUUCAAUUGUUGAGAUGUUACAAUCAAAACGCAAUUUCACAACCUGUCACUUAUUACAAAUUAAUUCUUGGUACUGUUCAUAAAUUGAAUUUCCAAGAUAAGGAUUGGACCGUGUGUUGGGAUGUUGUCGAUCAUGACAUGUACGGAAAGAAGAGAACCAUUACUGUGAAACAUGUGAGAACGGAAAAACAUGUGGUCGAUCGUCAAGAAAAGUUUAGUUUUUCAUGGAAUAUUUCAUUUGAAUAUGAACAGAUUGUGAAAACUGUUGAGGAAUACAAUCGAAGUCCAGUUUCUAAUCUUGAUUUAAUUUCUCAAAAGACAUACACUCCAGUGAAAUUGAAUCAGGUUGUGAUGAGUUUUGGUAAAUUGGAAGAAUGGGCAGAAAAUGUCAAAGAUGAAAGAUUUCCAACCAAAGAGAAUGCCAUUGCAUUUUUGGAGUACAUUUUCGAGACUACAGUGAUCAAAUUCAAUUAA